Messenger RNA from Nematocida homosporus, 270 nucleotides. RefSeq lists its product as uncharacterized. The record is from RefSeq and is a predicted model, not a curated record. Bases 1 to 270 code for a protein of 89 amino acids. Lineage: Eukaryota; Fungi; Microsporidia. The transcript has a single exon. Gene Ontology annotation, biological process: post-chaperonin tubulin folding pathway; tubulin complex assembly. Gene Ontology annotation, molecular function: beta-tubulin binding.
AUGGCUGACAUAAGACUAGAACGUAAGCUAAAGACUCUUGAUUGGUUAAAUACGGUUAAGAGUAAGUAUGAAGAAGAGAUUAAGAAGGGUGAAGAUGAAGUAACUGAGUUUAAACGUAAGACUUUUGAUUCAGAAGAAGAUUCUUAUCGCUUAAAGCACAUGGAAGAAUGUGUUGAUGAGACCAGACGAGCCAAAGCCUCUAUUGAACAAAGCAUUCUACAAGCCAAUCGAGAACUCAAAGCCCUCCAAGACGAACUAAGCAACCAAUAA